UAGUGGAUCAAACACGUGUAAUUAUAUAUAUCUGCGUGUGUUUGUGUCUUAAAUCAUCUUGUUCUGAAACAGAUCUUCGUUUCCUUGAAAUCGUUCUCAUCGUCCUCCUACCAUUCGUACGUUGCUGGAGCUGAAUCUCUCAGAUUUUGGAUCGUAUUCAUGGACGGCGACGAUUUUGCCGGAAAGAUGGCUGCUGAAGCCAAAGGAUGGAACCCGGGACUAAUCGUGCUGCUUGUUGUGGGAGGUCCGCUCGUUGUGUUCCUAAUAGCUAACUGCGUGCUCUACGUGUAUGCUCAGAAAAACCUACCUCCAAAGAAGAAGAAGCCCGUUUCCAAAAAGAAGCUCAAGCGCGAGAAGCUCAAGCAAGGAGUCCCUGUGCCUGGAGAAUAGAACCCUAAACCUUAGCCUCAACUUGUUCCCUGUUCAAAGCUGGAUAAAGGUUUAUAAAAUCGGUCAUCAGACUUGACUACUUGUGGGUUCGUUUUUCUUCCUUUACUUCUGUUGCGAGGAUUGUCUUGAGUCUUCUGUAUGAUUUCUCACUUAAGAGUAGUAAGUAGAAAACCACUCUUUUGCUUUGGUAGACUUUUUUGGUCUGUUUAAGUUUUGCCUUGACACACAUUUGAUUGCAGCUGUAGAGUCUCUUUCAUCCUCUUUUGCAACAAUUUCUCAUCGUUGACCUCAUUUUUUA
Molecule: messenger RNA, 688 nt
Organism: Eutrema salsugineum
Lineage: Eukaryota; Viridiplantae; Streptophyta; Magnoliopsida; Brassicales; Brassicaceae
Product: DNA-binding protein S1FA1
Exons: 2
Coding region: 160-390 (76 amino acids)
Biological process (GO): regulation of DNA-templated transcription
Cellular component (GO): nucleus
Molecular function (GO): DNA binding
Source: RefSeq, a predicted model, not a curated record